Vicia faba (fava bean) is the source of this 405-nucleotide messenger RNA. Lineage: Eukaryota; Viridiplantae; Streptophyta; Magnoliopsida; Fabales; Fabaceae. The record is from the annotation of a GenBank genome assembly.
AUGCUUACCCAUCGGAGUAGCUCUAGCGGCUAUUCGAAGCAGAUAAAGAGAACUAGAAACACUGUGAUCUCCAAAUCCUGGCUCAGAGAAGCAGAAUUGUUGAUGGUGAUUGAAGAUUUGAAGAUGAUGAGAUGUGUUGAUAUUGAUGCAGACGCGGAAGGUUGGAGAUGGAAAAGAAUAAUUGUGGACUGGGGAAUCAGUUUCAACAAACCAGAUUCAGCUAGGAAUCUAUUAGAAAUUAUUGGUUCUAAAUCCUCUGCUAAUAUUAAGAACCGAUAUGCUGCUAGAAGUUCUGCUUGUGAAACUGAUAUGGUUUUAGGCAUAUAUGCAGGGCAAUGCGAAUCUGGGCAGCAACAAGUUUGCUUCCAUUUUGAUGCAAGAUUUGAAUCUUGGACAUGGCGCUAA